Molecule: messenger RNA, 2468 nt
Organism: Malania oleifera
Lineage: Eukaryota; Viridiplantae; Streptophyta; Magnoliopsida; Santalales; Ximeniaceae
Product: DNA-(apurinic or apyrimidinic site) endonuclease 2
Exons: 9
Coding region: 247-2136 (629 amino acids)
Biological process (GO): base-excision repair
Cellular component (GO): nucleus
Molecular function (GO): phosphoric diester hydrolase activity; zinc ion binding; double-stranded DNA 3'-5' DNA exonuclease activity
Source: RefSeq, a predicted model, not a curated record
UAUUUUCGUUCGCGCACGUGCACCAGAGAGAAAAUAAACUCGAUCUGCGGAAAACGUGAAUACGGCGUCGUUUACUUCGGCGGGUGGAGGGCUUUGGAUUUCCGAUUACCGUCGCCGGGGAAGACAAAGGCGUUUGCUACCCAGGAUCCAGAACGAACGAGUAAGCGAUUUCUUCUCGUGCACACGGACAGAUCAGCGGACGCAGAGAGAGAGAGAGAGAGAGAGAGAAGGGACCAACAACAAUUGAUGAAGAUAGUAACAUAUAACGUUAACGGGCUGAGGCCACGCAUCUCACAGUUUGGCUCCCUUCUCAAACUGCUCGAUUCCUUCGAUGCCGACAUUAUUUGCUUUCAGGAGACGAAAUUAUCAAAGCAGGAACUAACGGCAGAUUUGGCGAUGGCGGAUGGAUAUGAGUCCUUCUUUUCCUGCACUCGCACGGUUGAGAGAGGUCGCGUUGGCUACGCCGGAGUUGUGACAUUUUGCCGCGUAAAGUCUGCGUUUUCAAGCAAUGAAGUGGCACUGCCACUUGCAGCGGAGGAGGGAUUCACUGGUCUUAUUGAGAAUUCGCAAGCUAGAAAAGCUGAAACGUGUGCAAAUGCGGAAGGCCUUGAGGGGUAUGGGAAGGAUGAACUUCUUAAGGUUGACAGUGAGGGACGUUGUGUCAUCACAGACCAUGGUCAUUUUGUUCUCUUCAAUAUAUAUGGACCUCGAGCUGAAUGUGAUGACAUGGAGCGGACCCAAUUUAAGAUCACAUUUUUCAAGAUAUUACAGAAAAGAUGGGAGUCUCUUUUACGUUGUGGAAGGAGGAUAUUUGUUGCUGGUGAUCUCAACAUUGCUCCAGCUGCCAUAGAUAGCUGUCGUGCAGGACCAGAUUUUGAGAAGAAUGAGUGCAGGAGAUGGUUUAGAUCUAUGCUAGUGGAACAUGGAGGCCCUUUCUUUGAUGUAUUUAGAGCAAAACAUCCUGAGAGAACAGAAGCAUACACAUGCUGGCCGCAGAGUACUGGUGCAGAAGAGUUUAAUUAUGGUACAAGGAUUGACCAUAUUCUUAGUACUGGAUCAUGUUUACAUCAAGAUCAAAACCUGCAAACCCAUGACUUUAUAACUUGCCAUGUUAAAGAGUGUGACAUUUUGGCUCAGUAUAAGCGGUGGAAGCCUGGAGAAACGCCUAGGUGGAGAGGAGGAAGAAGCAUUAAACUGGAAGGCUCCGACCAUGCUCCUGUAUAUAUGAGUUUAAUUGAGAUCCCAGAAAUUCCACAGCAUAGCACUCCAUCUUUGUCUGCAAGAUACAUUCCCAAGCUCCGUGGGUUUCAGCAAACUAUUGUAUCAGUGUUAAUGAAGAGACAGGUUGCUGAACAAUCUGAAACCGACAGUUUGUCAUGUUCAUCUUCAGAUGAAAAUAUUGCAAAAGGUUGUUCCGGGGAAGAUGCGAAAAGAUCAUUCCCCAGCUGCAGUUUUUCUAGCUUAUCCUCAGGUGGAUGUUUUUCUUCACCAGACCUGAAAUUAAAAAAUGACGAUCCAAGAAGAUGUGUGCUGUCCACGGGUUCUGCCAAUGAGACAUGUAGCACUAUGACUGCAUCACAGAGUGAACACUCUAAAUCAGUUCCUGGCUUAGUAACCAAGAAAAAAGCGCGGCAAAGUCAAUGGUCCCAACUGUCACUGAGAUCAUUUUUUAAGAAAGAUCUAACACUUGACUAUGUCAAAAACUCUGGCACUGAUAUUUCUCUUAACCAGGCAGACAUCUCAAUGUCUAAUCAAUACUCCAAUGAAACAGCCACAUGUGACGAUGAAAGCAAUAGUCAGAAGCAGUCUGAUUCGACCAUUAGUGCAUCCAGUCAGGAUGAUGUGGAGCUAAAUGCCUAUGGUGCUCCAGGAAAUGAGAAGAACAAUGCUGCUUUAUUGGAAUGGCAAAGGAUUCAGCAGUUAAUGCAGAACAGUAUACCACUUUGCAAGGGCCAUAAUGAGUCAUGUGUUCCACGGAUAGUAAAGAAAGCAGGUCCCAAUUAUGGUCGCAGAUUUUUUGUUUGUGCUCGCGCUGAGGUAUUUUUGGCUCACAGCUGCAUUCAUAUUAAGUACAUAAUUUUUUUUAAAAUUUUUUAUUUAUCAUUAGUCAUUCUGUUCAUACGAUCAAAAUUCUGAUUGUUUACCAUGGAGAAACAUUGAAUGCUAGUUGAAGCACGACAGAAUAUGAAGAAAAAGACAUGUCUAUGAGACGUCCAUUGCUUAACCAUAGAGUAUCUUGGCUUAGUUGUCUGUUUUAAUAUUUUGGGAAUUUGAGAUUCUUCUCAGGUUAGAAAUGCUACCAUCUUAAUGUAGUGAAUUUUUGCUGUAGUUUUACUCAACAUUGUAAGGUUCAUCAUUUCAUGUAGCAGAACUGUUUUGCAUGAUGCUACAGGCUGGUAGUUGCAUUUUUAAAGCAAGUUUCUAUGUUUAGUAUUUAAUAUUUUGAUUAUUAUUAUUAUUUUUUAAAA